Eurytemora carolleeae is the source of this 2500-nucleotide messenger RNA. RefSeq names its product myotubularin-related protein 6. Gene Ontology annotation, biological process: dephosphorylation. The transcript is spliced from 32 exons. Lineage: Eukaryota; Metazoa; Arthropoda; Copepoda; Calanoida; Temoridae. The record is from RefSeq and is a predicted model, not a curated record. Gene Ontology annotation, molecular function: phosphatase activity. Bases 147 to 2459 code for a protein of 770 amino acids.
AAUUGUGUAAAACAUGUUACCUAUACUGCAUCAUGUCUGAAUAUGUAUGUAUGAUUUCAGAUAUUAUAUUCAAUAUGGAAUACUUUAAUACGGCGACAAGCUAUUAGUUCAGAGAUGAAUUGUAUUAAGCUGAAACUCUAAAAUCUAUGAAGAUGGAACACAUUGCCACACCUAAGGUGGAGAAUGUCCAUUUAUUGGAUAAUAUCAACCCCCGGAACUCUACUGUAGGAACUCUCUAUAUCACAACUACACACCUUAUCUUCGUAUCACCAGAGGACAAGGAGGAGUUAUGGAUCCUUCAUAUGCAUAUCAGCAGUGUGGAUAAACUGCCAUUAACUACUUCAGGGUCCCCUGUUAGGAUACAGUGCAGCAACUUCCGGGUAGUGACAUUCAUGGUUAAUAGAGAUAGAGAUGCACAGGAUAUCUACACAAGCUUGGCUCAGCUCUCUAAACCUAGUUCUCUUGAAGACCUUUACUGUUUCCAGUAUAGAGCUAAGAAUGAUCUACCCCAGCCUACAGGGUGGACAUUUUUCGAGCUGUCUGCUGAGUUCCAGAGACAAGGGGUGCACAGUAAACAUUGGACACCCUGUUCACUUAACAACGAGUACAGAUUAUGUCCGACAUAUCCACGGUUAUUAAUGGUUCCAUCAUCUGCCUCUACACUUAUAGUUCAAGGAUCUGCCAAAUUCAGAUCUAAAGGUCGUCUACCUGUGUUAACCUACUACCACGCGCAGACAAGUGCAGCUCUACUUCGCUGUGCUCAACCUCUAUCCGGCAUUAAAGGUCGAAGUAGUGAGGAUGAGCAGUUUAUAAACUGUAUUCUUGAAUCUAACACUGCCUCCAAGUUCCUGUAUAUUGUAGAUACCAGACCAAAGAUAAACGCCAUGUACAACAGGGCGGCUGGAAAAGGUUACGAGGCAGAAGCAUUUUAUCCCAACACGAAGUUUGUUUUCAAGGGUAUAGAGAAUAUACAUAUAAUGAGAGACAGUUUGUCCAAACUAGUGGAAACAUGUGAACUUAAGACUGAAACUAUUCAACUUUUUCUACAGGGAUUAGAGCAGUCAGGAUGGUUAAAGCAUAUCAAAGCAGUUCUAGAAGCAUCCAUCUUCAUAGCAGAGUCCUUACUAAACGGAAUAUCUGUGGUGGUUCAUUGUUCCGACGGGUGGGACAGAACAAGCCAGACCUGUGCCAUAGCCCAGAUACUCAUUGAUCCUUUCUACAGAACAAUUCAGGUAGUUUACGUCUUGAUCCUGAUCUUGAUCUUGACCUUGAUCCUGAUCAAAUAUAAUUUAUUUAAAUAUUGUUCAGGUGACCCUAAGGAGGUUUCCCCGAUAUUUACGCAGUUCAUUGACGCAACCUGGCAAAUACUUACGCAAUUCCCGCAGGCAUUCCAGUUCAACGCUAAGUACCUGUUAACUAUCCACGACCACGUGUACAGUUGUCAGUUUGGAACAUUCCUCGGCAACUGCGCUAAGGACCGAGAGGAUUAUCGGUUAGCAGAGAGAACAUACUCACUUUGGGGUCAUCUGACAAAUACAGCAGACGAGUUUAUAAAUCCAUUAUUCGAUUCAUCCAGUAAACCUGAUAUUCUGAAUCCCAGCACAUCUCCACAGAAUAUUCAUUUCUGGCGGGGCUUCUACUGCAGGUUUGAAGUUGGAACACACCCCCGAGAACCUAUAAUAGAUCUGCUGACUCUAACCCAGCUCCAUACAGCCUCUUUAGAGGAUCAUGCCAAGCAUUUAUCAAAACGAGUUGAUGGGCUAAGGAGUUUAAUCAGUAGUGCUAAAGCAUCUGGGGCUGUCAAGAAGUUUCUUCCUUCAGUUGUUACAGGAACAAAAAGUUCAACAGAAGAAACUGAAUCUGAACUAGAUAAAGUAGAGAAGAGGUUUGUUGAUCUGAAGACUGCCCUGGUUGAGAAAUGUCAAUCUAGUAAGAUUUUAGAGCUGUUUAAUCUGCUUGGAGAUCUAGAAGACUGUUCACCAUAUUUAACUCUAAGUGUAGGAUCUCCUGUGGUAUAUUCUCUGCAUAGAAAAAGAUCGUUUGAACCUCUCUCUUCUCCAUCAGAGAUUCCCUUAACCUUGGACCAAAUACAGCAGGAGAUCUCAUCUGUAGCGAUUUUCUGGGAAACAAGGAGAGAAUGUAGUGACUGCUCCUGUGGUAUUAAGAUUUCCUACUCUGUUCCUGUCAAGAACUGUACUUCUUGUGGACGGUUGUUUUGUGAAAGGUGUAUGCACAGACGUCGGGUUUUACCAGGACAUGCUCUAGCAUUUAACAACAGCGAUGGAAGAAGACGGUCAAGUAAUAUCAGUCAGUCUAGUCUAGCCAGUUUAAUUACUGGAUCAGGUUCUCCCUCUCCUCGUUCCUCCCUGAAUAUCCCGGUAUCUCCGGUCAAAUUUAUCCAGAUGCGUACAUAUCCUGUUUGUAGCAACUGCUACAGGGACACCAGCUCAGAGCAAUAAACUGACGGCACUUCAUCAUAUUCACAGCUGUCAACAUAUGU